Messenger RNA from Fusarium verticillioides 7600, 492 nucleotides. RefSeq lists its product as hypothetical. The transcript has 2 exons. Bases 1 to 492 code for a protein of 163 amino acids. Lineage: Eukaryota; Fungi; Ascomycota; Sordariomycetes; Hypocreales; Nectriaceae. The record is from RefSeq and is a predicted model, not a curated record. Gene Ontology annotation, molecular function: FAD binding; monooxygenase activity.
AUGGCCCAAUUAAGUUUGUCAACGACAGCUGCGGAUGGCAUCAGGUCUAUGGUGAGGCCAUACGUCGUUGGUGAUGCUGUGUUCCAGACAGCGAGGCCAUCUGGCUUAUCAGCCUUUCGUUUCACGCUGGAGCUUUACGACAUCAAAACAGCUCUCAAGCAACUACCAGAAAUCUUACAAGCGGACCAGCCUACAUUCUUGUCCAUGGUGUAUUCUUUCGACAACAGCAUGCGAUCUGUUGUUAUAAUCGCAAAGAAUAUGAAACUCUGGCAGCUUUGGGACCAGGACCCGUUACCAACCCACAUUCGCAGCCGAACAGUUUUGAUUGGCGAUGCGGCGCAUGCGAUGGCGCCUCACCAAGGACAGGGCGGAACACAGGCUGUUGAAGAUGGAGAGGGUUUCAGAAUGUUCCUUCAGAAAUGCGUUACUAGUGAACAUGUUCCUGAGCUCCUGAAAGACUUUGAUUCUGUCCGCAAGCCAGAUCCAGAAUAA